Molecule: messenger RNA, 1712 nt
Organism: Caenorhabditis elegans
Lineage: Eukaryota; Metazoa; Nematoda; Chromadorea; Rhabditida; Rhabditidae
Gene: efl-2
Product: Transcription factor efl-2
Exons: 5
Coding region: 21-1097 (358 amino acids)
Biological process (GO): regulation of transcription by RNA polymerase II; regulation of DNA-templated transcription
Cellular component (GO): nucleus; transcription regulator complex
Molecular function (GO): RNA polymerase II cis-regulatory region sequence-specific DNA binding
Source: RefSeq, marked reviewed
AGAUCUCUGUUAUGCAAAGUAUGGAUCCCUCGUCAAUAGACUUGGGCUCAAUACCCGGUGGCUCGGAGCAACAACAACACGAGGACGGAGCAGCAGCAGCAGCUGGAAGUCCCAAAGAAGUAUUUCGAAGUCAGCAAUCACUUGGGCUCAUUACACAACGAUUCAUGAGCCUACGGCAAAGGAAUGAGGUGCUCAAUUUGAAUGAAGUGGCCAAAGAGUUGAAUAUCUCGAAACGACGCGUCUAUGACGUCAUCAAUGUGCUCGAGGGGCUCGGUUAUGUGGAGAAGGUGGAGAAGAAUAAUAUUCGAUGGAUUGGAGACAACAACAAUUCCGAAGAGCAAAACGCGCUCGAGGCCCGAGUCGAGAUGCUCCGCCAACAGGAAAAGCUGCUCGAACUGAUGAUACGAGAUGCUCAAGCGAUUAUUGAGCUCCAUUUUGAGGAUCCAAUUGAGCGGCCCUAUAAUUAUGUGAGCAAAGAAGACAUUCGAAAAACCGCCGAGCCGAACACAAAAUCGAUUAUCGUAAAAUCAGAACUGGAUACGAGCAGCUCCUUUGAGAUCCAAGUAACAGACCCGAGCACCAGUGGCUCACACGAUAUGAUAGUUCGGAAUAAGAAUGGAGUCAAAUCUCACGCGUUGCUCUUCACAAAUGAUCCGCCAGAGUACGGCGAUGAGGAGGACGAGGACGAUGUGAAAAAAUUAUCAUCACAAAAAAGAUUUGAGACAUCUGAAGCAUUACGUGUAACCCUAGCUGAAAUGCUAACAGAUCCCACAACAAUCUCAUCAUCACCAAAACACAUCAAAUUAGAAGAACCGGAGGAAAUUGAUACCGAGGAUUUGGAAACCUUUGUGCUCCCUCCAUCCACAUCAGCUUCACAAUCAAAUGCUCCAUAUCUACCAGAAACUCCAGGCCGUGGGCUCUUUUUCAGUCCAUUCAAGUCACUUAUCGAUCCGUGUAUUCUGCCGAGUUUCUCCGAUGAUCUGACAAGUGGUUAUAUUAAUAUUACGACACCGUCGAGAGCCACUGGAGCCGGAGCCGGAGCCAGCGGCCAGGAAGACGAGGAGCCCGUCAGUGUUAUGGACUUUUUCUCUGAUUAAUUUUUGAAUUUAUUUUAAAUUGUGUUAUUUUUAAAAAGGUUUUCUUUUUGUUAAAAAUUGAGAAUUUUGGUGGAAUCGCGCUGCAAACGCGCUCCACGGCAAUCAUUUUUCGUUUUUUUUUGUGCCAUGUGGUGCCAGCCAGGCUGUCCCAUAACGGUUUGAUCUACAAAAAAUGCGGGAAUUUUUUGCACAAAAAGUAAAAAAGUAUGACGUCAGCACGUUCUUAACCAUGCGAAAUCAGUUGAGAACUCUCUUGUAUCUCUUCUCCCGCAUUUUUUGUAGAUCAACGUAGAUCAAGCUGAAAUGAGACCUCAAUAAAAACACGAGGAAUUCAAAUUUUUGGCCGUGGAGCGCGCUUGCAUCACGAUUUCAACCCCCCCCCCCCCCCCUGAUGACGUCACAGUGUACCUUUUUUUUGAAUCUCGGUUGAAUUAUCUCUUCCAUUAUUAUUACAUCUCCCCCGCCCAGAAUAUCUCAGGUUUUUUGUUUUAAAAUAUUAUUUUUGAAAAUUUUCUAAUUUCUUUUAAUUCUCUAUACCUUUUUCGGCUCAUAAAUUCCCCUUUUUUUUCUCGAAAGUUUGAUUUAAACAUAUACAUAUGUACGAAUUUUAUUGAU